This is a messenger RNA of Megalops cyprinoides (Indo-Pacific tarpon), 413 nucleotides long. RefSeq names its product coiled-coil domain-containing protein 157-like. Lineage: Eukaryota; Metazoa; Chordata; Actinopteri; Elopiformes; Megalopidae. The transcript has a single exon. The record is from RefSeq and is a predicted model, not a curated record. The coding region runs from base 162 to 413 and encodes 83 amino acids.
GAAAUGCUAGGCGUUAGCAAGCUGAAUGAUUUACUAGAACUUAUACAUGUUUUCCUUGUGUUGGGAGUAGUCUGCAAUCAAUCUUGCUAACGUUAGCUAGAUACCCAUGGGAUUACAGAGAGAAUGUUUGUCAGACCCCGUUGAUCCGAGAAAAGAGUAACAUGACUCACAUUUUGGGACGGCAGGACUGUGUGGAGAGCCUUCGGAGAGAUCUGACAGAUCUUCAAGGUGCAGUCCUGGACGUUUUCUCCAGAACAGGCCCUGUCCGCUUCCCCUCCUGGAAGUUCCCAGACAAGUUGUCCUGCAAUUUGGACCUGGUUGCGCUUUUAGAGCAAUAUGACUUCGUUGACGGGGAAGAGGAGUUCAAUCAGCACUCCCACAUUGUUUUGCUGGAACUGGUGAUUGACAGGUAG